CUAUCCAAGCCAUAUAUCACUGAAAUCACAACGGUUACUCUUCUCCACAAUACGCACCAUGGCAGCUGCACGGCAGCUCCUACACCUCCACUCUGCAUGCUGCUGCCACAGAUCACAACAACAAUCCUCCAUUUUUUCGCGAAGUCGGAGCUCCACCGGUGCUUUUUCUCUCAGUAAGACUGGACCAACGAGACUGGUUUGGCGAGCUUCCUUGCGCACUGCCCCUCCGAAGGCCUUGCCGGUGACGGAUGGCACGGGCCAGGCCGCCGAUGAUGAUGAUGAUGGAGUUUCUUUGGGGACCAUGAAGCUGCCUCCAAACACCGAUAUUGCCCGGUUUGAGACCCUACUCUUUCAGUGGGCUAAUAGUCUGUGCCAAGGAGCCAAUCUACCACUUCCAGUCCCUCUCAAGGUGGACAAAGUGGAAGGAGGAGCCAGAUUGGGAUUCAUAAAUGUUGAUGAUGGAAAGACCGAAGUUUGCGUGUACAUAGACUGCCUGGUUUUUCCAGCAACAGAUGACUCCGGUCCACUCUUUCGAGCCAGCAGGAAUGGGCCAAUGAAAGAUCGAGCACCUCCAGGGGAGCAAAGAAUCAUGAGAAGCCUUCUCCAAGCCCUCCAAAAAUCAGUUCAGAUUGCAAGUAUUUAAGAAUAUGAAGGUCUCCCCCUUGGAAAAUUGUUCUCCCUCUACAAUGUUGAAGAUUUAUAUGUAUAUAUUUUACUUGUUGUUUCUUGAUGGGUAAUUUGUUCAAGUUACAUUUGUACCUGAUUUAUUAGCAAGGAUCUUCCAAACUAUUGCAUACA
Molecule: messenger RNA, 798 nt
Organism: Phoenix dactylifera (date palm)
Lineage: Eukaryota; Viridiplantae; Streptophyta; Magnoliopsida; Arecales; Arecaceae
Cellular component (GO): chloroplast thylakoid membrane; chloroplast stroma
Source: RefSeq, a predicted model, not a curated record